UCAAAGGUCACAUGAUAGGACAAAGUCUAAAAUGGCGGCUGCUUUCAACAUCGAUAUUUCCACUAUUCCUGUAAACAAAGAUUUGGUGAAGGAGAGAGCCACUGCAUCGUUCAAAGUUGCUGAACUGACUCAUAUCAUAGACGGCGGACCAGAGAAAACGAAACGAAGGAAAGAACUAGAGAGCAUAGUUCUGAGUGACCCCCUGUUUCUCAACAAGAACGGAGUAAAUCUGACCAAGUCUGAGGCCUAUGAAAAUGCUCUGCAGAAGUCUGUCAAACUCAAGUCAUGGAGACGCCAGUACAACUGGUCAGAGGAGGACUAUGAGAUUAUCACUAAUCGCAUCAACUGCUUCGACGAGGCCUUGACCCUCCACCACACAAUGUUCAUCCCGGCCUUGGAGCGACUCUGCAAUGAGGAGCAGAAGGCCAGGUGGCUUCCCUUAGCUUUAAAUUACCGAAUCAUUGGGACCUACGCGCAGACAGAACUGGGCCAUGGUAACAAGAGAGGGAAAGUUCCAGAUGCUGCGAGCCGACAAGUCCAACUACUCCACCAUGAUGUAUGUGCGGGUACAGAUCGUCCAAUGGUCGGCCUUCACCCUCCUGCCUGGCACUGUCAUGGCCGUCCGCUACAGCGCCGCUCGCAGACAGUCCUCGCUCAAACCGGGAGGGGAGGAGGUUCAAAUCCUGGACUACCAGACCCAGCAGUACAAACUGUUCCCAGCCCUGGCAGCCGCCCACGCCACUUCCUUCGCUGCCCAGACGCUGAGGCGGGAGUACGACGCUGCACUCGGCGACCUGCUCAAAGGGAAUAAACAGGUUAUGGGGGAGGUACUUGAUGCGUCAGAUGGCUGCUACUCUGUCCGGUCUGACCGUCGGUCACUCCUGCUCCUACCUCGCUGACCCCCAGGAGACAGAACUCAGCAUCACCAGCCCCGAGCAGCUCCGUGACCUUGACCUUUUGUUGACUCUGUUCAAACGGGCGGCCCAGAGGAUCGUGUCGCAGACAGCACAGAGACUUCAGGCAGACAUGGAGCGAGGACUCCCACAGGACCAGGCCUGGAACAAGAACAUGGUGGCUCUGGUCCGAGCGGCAAAGGCCCAUGGCUGGCAGACCCUGGUUCAGUACAACGUGAGGGCGGUCCAGGGACUGAGGGGGUCGACCAGCCCGGAACUUGCCACUGUCCUGCACCGACUGUGCUGCCUUUUUGCUCUGCACGCCAUUGAGACAAAUGCUGGCAACUUUUUAGAGACGGAGGUUCUGAACCCUGGUGAGCUGGGGCUGGUCAGAGAGGUGGAGAUGGGACUCCUGGGGGAAAUACGGCCUGAUGCCGUGGCCUUGGUGGACGCGGUAGAUUAUCCCGACAGCAGUCUCCAGUCGGCCCUCGGGGCCUACGACGGGAACGUCUAUGAGAGAAUGUACAAGACGGCCCUCACUGAACCCAUGAACAGGACAGACGUUCACCCGUCCUACUACAAACAUCUACGAGGCUUCAUCAAAGGGACAUCCUCCAAACUGUAGUCUGGUAGCUGCGGACCCAUAGUGUCUCCAGACAGCUGCAGUGAAGCAUGAGAUGACCGAUAGAUGACCCGUAGACGAACAAUAGUUUUACAACUUGGCUCGUUUCUGUGAUGAGGAAGAUUUUUAUUUAUUUAUUAAUUUUUUGUUGUUGUCUUGGUAAAGAUUCUUAUUCUAUUUACUUUGAAUUUUCUUCAAAACAUUUUAAAGGAAGUUACAAAAAGAAAUUUUAAUUCAAAUUCUUUAAAAGAAAAGCUGUUUUUCAGUUUGUCUUCAGUUUGACCUAUCACAUUGUUUUUUUGCUUUUACAAUUUUUGCAGUGAGUCUGGCUUGGAGCUUUAACUUUAAGGAUUUACUUUUCUAGUCACUGGAUGAUGGAGUUUAUCACGAAUUUUCUGUAGGAGUUUUACUGUAUGGAGCUUCAUGAGUGUAAUGUUGUUUCUUCUAUGUUUGAAAGAUAGAAGGUCUCUUUUUACAAGAUUUAGCUUUAACACUUUGCCGUCACAUCUCGCUGAUCGGUAAGAACGCCGAACUUCCGCUCCCAUCACAAAACACAGAUCAGCGAUGUUUACCACCUAGCUUCUUUGGAUUUCCCCAAAAUGCUUGUGAUGGCAAGGGUUUUUACUAUAUGAACCUUGUGAUGGCAAAGUGUUCAUGGCUGUUUGAAUCAGAAACAGAAAAUGUGUUCAUGAGUGUUGUGAUGAUUGUUUUUGUAUUAUUUUACAUGCUUCUUGUUUUUAGUGUUGUCGCAUAUGUUUUAUGUAGAUUUUUAAAAGUGUUAUCUUAUAUGUGUGGGUUUUUUUACAGUGUUGAUUCACUUAUUUUAUGUGUUUUCAAAGCCUUGUCUUAUUUGCUAUAUAUAUUUCUUUAAAAAAAAAA
This is a messenger RNA of Aplysia californica (California sea hare), 2394 nucleotides long. RefSeq names its product peroxisomal acyl-coenzyme A oxidase 1. Gene Ontology annotation, biological process: fatty acid beta-oxidation using acyl-CoA oxidase; lipid homeostasis. Gene Ontology annotation, molecular function: FAD binding; fatty acid binding; acyl-CoA oxidase activity. Gene Ontology annotation, cellular component: peroxisome. The record is from RefSeq and is a predicted model, not a curated record. Lineage: Eukaryota; Metazoa; Mollusca; Gastropoda; Aplysiida; Aplysiidae.